Molecule: messenger RNA, 324 nt
Organism: Plasmodium inui San Antonio 1
Lineage: Eukaryota; Apicomplexa; Aconoidasida; Haemosporida; Plasmodiidae
Exons: 2
Coding region: 1-324 (107 amino acids)
Source: RefSeq, a predicted model, not a curated record
AUGGUGAUCUGUAAAUACCAAAACAUUAGUGGCAUAGUUUGCAACAUAAAUACUCCUACACUCUUGAUAUGUUCAAAAGGAACAAUUAGUUCCACAGAUUCCAGGGAGGACGCAGAACAGAUUAACAUUAUCAAGCUCUACCAGAAGGAAACAGCCGAGCAUGUGAUAUAUGAGACGACGAAUAACACGUCAGGAACAAAUUGCCAUAAAGAGAGACAGGAGGUGCAUAACCACGAAUUGUGUGUAAUUACAGAUGAAGAAGUAGACAUGGAAAUGUCCAUACCGCUCUUCAUGAUGCUUCUGCAUGAAUGCAAAGAGCAAUAG